Molecule: messenger RNA, 1536 nt
Organism: Limulus polyphemus (Atlantic horseshoe crab)
Lineage: Eukaryota; Metazoa; Arthropoda; Merostomata; Xiphosura; Limulidae
Exons: 2
Coding region: 554-1072 (172 amino acids)
Source: RefSeq, a predicted model, not a curated record
UCUAUCAUGGAGCGGCCAUUUAGAAACAAAAAGGAGGCUGUUAACCCAAGCACUGCUGGCAGCAACGUGUCAGAUGUUUCAGCAAAACUCUUACCAUGGAUGACAAAUUUGACAAAGCUGUCACUUAUAAUGUACACAUGUAUUGAAAAAUGGGUGAAUGAGAUGGCUGAAGUCCCAGAAAAAUGCUAACAAGGGAUUUUACUUUUUUUUUUACAAUGUUGAAGGUAAAGGAUUCAUUUCUCGUUUCUCACAUUGUGUAACCACCUGUUCAAUAACACAUGCAUGUAGAUCUAUACUUCAGCUGUUAGAGAACUUAUGUUUGAUUUUUCAUUUUCAUUUGCAAGGUGUGAGUACCUUAAUAGAUCUAUAUCAUUGCUCCUAAUUAAAAUCUGAAGUUUGAAACAUCAUGAUUGAACAGGUGUCAACAGUUUGUGUUUAAAGCUGUAAUAUGGGUCUAAAUGUUUUAUUACAACAAAACUACUAUACUAACACACACGUAAUUAUGUUCCUUUAAUUUAGUGAGAAAUGCCAAGAAGGUUUCGAUUAGAUCCAGAUGUUCCCUUCCAUGAAAAAGAAUGAUCCACUAAAGGAAACUGAGGGAUAUCAUCUAUACUAUACAACCCAGUCAGAAAAUAUAAGAAAAGCCUGUCUCAGAUGUUGUCCACACAAGGUAUUCAAACCCCAGGUAUUGCAGUUUCUUCCUCAUGAAUGGCCAGUGCCAGUCCCUAGCAAGGUUGGAGCAGUACCAUCAGGCAGUAUACUCAUUCACCAGCAGCAUAUCAUUGAUCCACAGGAUGCUAUCAUCAAUGUUGCAGACACUCCAGAAUGUCCACUCUGCCCAAAACCUGUACUUGUUCAACAGUAUGAUUUGACAAUCUUAUUAUGGAACUUAGAUCUUUGUAUAAAGGGCUUUCCUGUACUUUUGUGGAAUCGGAUGACAAUGAGGCAUCAACCCAUCAACAAAGUGAAUGCCCAGAAAGGAAAUAAAUUUGAGCUUCUCACCUCACAGCAUUUAACUUCAAAAAUGUCUGUUCAUGGAAAACACUUUUUGAAUAUUUUGCAAAGAGGUUAAUCAUUGGCAAAUUAAUCCAGACAAGUACAAUGCAAAGAGUUUUGGAGUUGGAACUGAAAGCUGCAAAGUUUUAUGUCAAAAACAAAUGGAUAAGUGUAUAUAGCAUUGGAUUUGUGAUUAAUCCAUCAGCUCCAUAUCUUGGGUGCUCUCCAGAUCGCUUUGUGUAUGAUACAUUGCCUCCAAAUGACCAAAAAAUGGGAACUUCUUAAAAUCAAAUGUCCACAGAAAGGUUCUUAUAAAGAAUGUUCUUGUCUGAAGCAUGUAUCUGAAGAUGUGGAAUUUUAUCUCCAUAGAACUCAUGAAUAUUAUCAUCAGAUCAUGGGACAGUUGGGACUAACAGGCUUUAAGUGAUGUGACUUUAUGAUUCUUUACAAUGAUGAUUUCAUAAUCAAAAGGAUAACAUCUGAUCAGAUGUUUUUUGCAGGAUAUGAAGGAGAAAUCGGACAAGUUCUAUUUUCAACAUU